This is a messenger RNA of Penicillium expansum, 405 nucleotides long. RefSeq lists its product as uncharacterized. NCBI's taxonomy places the organism in Eukaryota, Fungi, Ascomycota, Eurotiomycetes, Eurotiales, Aspergillaceae. The transcript has 2 exons. Bases 1 to 405 code for a protein of 134 amino acids. The record is from RefSeq and is a predicted model, not a curated record.
AUGGCUGUCCUCGACCUUUUGUACGAUGAAGAGCUCUUCCCCAAACACCUUCGCGAAGUCCUCGAGCAUCUCAUGGACACUUCUGACAAGCGGGAGUGUACUCAACAAUGGGUUGAGUGCUUCACGACCACCGCCAAAAUAUUGAGGAAUGGCAAAAUUUCUAAUGGACGGGAUGAAAUUCAAGAAAUGAUCCAAAGAUCAUGGGAUAAUGUCCAAUGGCGAAACCACAAGCCUCGGAAAGUCUAUGUGCUCGGAAAAGGGACUCACGACGUAAUGGUGAAAGGCUCAACCGAGUAUCAAUUCCAAGACGGCCGUUUCCACGAGGGAAAGUGGGGAGCUGAGAUCUCUUUUGUGGAAACGGACGGAGAAUGGAAGAUCCAGGCGUACACCGUGGUGUUUGUGUAA